AUGGACGUUAAGCUCGCCCAUUUCACUGUUAAGGAAUACCUGGUUCUUAAAGGGGCAGAGUCUGGACCGUUAUCACGAUAUCAAUUCAGAAAUGAAAAAGCCCAGGCCUUUAUUUCGGGAAUGGCGGUUACAUACUUCAUCGAUCCGAAUAACUUCAAUGAAUCUAAGAGUAAGGGGAUCCCAUCGUCGCUACGUCGCUAUUUUGCAGAGUUCUGGCCAGAGCAUGCUAUCGAGGCUCUUGAUUCUGGUUACUAUAAUACGAAACAACUGCAACACCAAAUCGAUUUAUUAUUUAGUCUAGAUCAUUCACAGGGAUAUAUCACUUGGCUUCAGAUAUUUGACCAUGAUAGGGAGACCUAUGAUCAGGAUAUAAGGACGGAAUAUCCUCAACCGCUAUAUUACGCUGCGUUACUUGGACUUCGAAUGACGGCGAAAAUGCUCCUGGUUCAAGGUUGUCGAGUAAAGAUGUACGAGGGAAAGAAAGGGAAUGCAUUGAAUGCAGCAGCUAUUGAGGGGCAGUUUGAAAUUAUAAAAGAUUUAGAGAGGCAUCACGAAAGAAUUUGGAGGAUGGCGGACUUGGCAAGAAUUGCGCAGGGAAUAAGAAGAAAUAUUAGAAAUACUUUUGUACUAUUUUUAACAAAAGAGGCCAAGGCAGAUGUGGUGAUCACAGAAGAGGUGGUCAAGGCAGCGGCGGGGAAUUACAAUGGGAAAGAGGUGAUGAUGCUCUUGCUUGAGAAGCGAGGGCAGACGUAGUGAUCACAGAAGAGGUGGUCAAGGCAGCGGCGGGGAAUAAACACAAUGGGAAAGAGGUGAUGAUGCUCUUGCUUGAGAAGCGAGGGGCAGAUGUGGUGAUCACAGAAGAGAUUGUCAAGGCAGCGGCGGGGAACGCCGGAGCACCAAGCGACCAGGGGAAUUACACCGAGGCAGAGAAGAUGCACCGGGAGACGUUGUAA
This is a messenger RNA of Hymenoscyphus albidus, 953 nucleotides long. NCBI's taxonomy places the organism in Eukaryota, Fungi, Ascomycota, Leotiomycetes, Helotiales, Helotiaceae. The record is from the annotation of a GenBank genome assembly.